AUGAAGACUCCUACUUUUUUGAUAGAAUCUCUUCGAAGUCAGUUCAUGGAUCGAUAUUUACCCGACCCAUCCCACGAAUGGGAGAAAUCAAGGUCAAAUUCAUCAGGCAACUGCAAAGAACUAGAGUGUAUCCAGAAUGAUCAGGGGGAACAAUCUUCUCGCUCUUCGGGUUCUUCAGCUGUGGACAAAACUAAUUCAAGAACCGCAAGUUUGACAAGAAGCACGAGCUUCAGUGCAGUUAUUGAAGAGAUGACUCCUGAAUACAAUGUGGUGGCUGAAAGUAUGGUUACCAAGGAAGUUGAAGGGGAUGCUUCCGGAAGAAGUCUUCAAUCCAAAUCAGAAUCAGAUAUCAAAUCUUCGUGCAGACAAGAUUCUGAUGAGAAAGGCAUGAAGCAGACUGUGGGGAGUGGGGCGGAGACACCUCGAGCCAUUGGAUCAGCAAAGGAAGAUAAUGACUGGGAUUUGUUGUUUGAGGAGCAAAGAAGGAAGAUAAUAAAAUUGUGGGAUGAAUGCAACAUUCCAUUGAUUCACAUGACCUACCUUUUCUUGCUCAUCCAAGGCGGUCCAUCUGAUUCCGUCUACAUCGAGAUCGAGCUCCGCCGACUAUCCUUCCUCCAGAAAGCAGUACAUCACGCCUCAAGGUUUGCUUACACAUAUGAAUCAUAA
This is a messenger RNA of Lactuca saligna, 666 nucleotides long. The record is from the annotation of a GenBank genome assembly. Lineage: Eukaryota; Viridiplantae; Streptophyta; Magnoliopsida; Asterales; Asteraceae.